Anopheles merus is the source of this 8801-nucleotide messenger RNA. It is a transcript of the gene e(y)3, whose product is annotated as mucin-19. Gene Ontology annotation, molecular function: histone H3K4 methyltransferase activity; transcription coactivator activity; histone binding. NCBI's taxonomy places the organism in Eukaryota, Metazoa, Arthropoda, Insecta, Diptera, Culicidae. The transcript has 11 exons. The record is from RefSeq and is a predicted model, not a curated record. Bases 994 to 8541 code for a protein of 2515 amino acids. Gene Ontology annotation, biological process: positive regulation of transcription by RNA polymerase II. Gene Ontology annotation, cellular component: MLL3/4 complex.
UCAUAAAGAGAAGCACAACAUUCACGAAACAGAAGAAGAAAAGAAAGCUGAAUUCACCGUACGGCGCUACAUGUUCCUAGCUUGUUGGAGGCUUAGAAAAGUGUAGUUCAGGGCAACUAUCAUUAAACUCCCAUAAAGCAUCCUUGCAAACAAACCGGACAGUCAUACAACGCACCGGAAGAAGAUCAAGAAGUGAGAGUUAGCGCGCAAACCAAGUCGUAAAGUGGAUGAAGAAAGGUGUCGCAUACUGUAAUUUGGAUGUAUGUGAUGACCUCUCUAUAUGCACAUACACACACGCAGGUGGUGUAAAGCUGUGCCGGAUUGAUGCGCUUACCGUUGCACCCCUGCGGAGCUGUAAACCUUCGAUGUGCAAUUUUUACCCAAAAUAAAGGCAAAAAGACCGAUUGAUCCGGCGAGUGUGCGGGUGGUGUAGUGUCGUGAUGAUGAAGAUGUCUAUGGAGUGUUCAGUGUGAAAAGAAGAGAAGAAAACGGAAGAAACCAGAAGUGUGCAAACUCGUCGGGAAGGGGAGACGCGCGUGACGCUUUUCUGUGUGUGUGUGUGAGUGUAUGUGUUUUGUGCCGGAACGGACAAAAGGUCCUUGUUUAUAUUCCGCAAUCUCGCGUUAAAAGUGCCUAAGAGUAUGAAAGCAACAGCGAAGCAUUCCUCCCCCACGACGUAAGCAUUGUGUGAAUUGUAUUGCGCGAGAGUGUGUGCGUGCAAGUGAUUGAUUGGUUGGAAGUGUGUGAAGAUAUGCUGCAAUCUCUCGCAAGGACAUUCACUUGUCUGUAGACGAAACGCGCGGGGCAAUGCGGUUGCCUUUGGUGGCAAACGUCAUCGGCAAGCAAUGGACGCGUCCAUCGUCAGGCACUUUUCGUCCUCUUGGAAGCUUGGGUACCGAGACCUGCUAGUUGUACUAUCACGCCACGAGCGACAACAACACGACGCGACUGCAUUUAACAUUCGUCGCUAGCGCGCCGUCCAGCUAGGAAGAGAUGAGCAGUGGCGACAACGAUCUGGCAGCAUUUGAUGGACGAAGGAUUCAGCGCGAAGUUUCGGACGAGCGGACGCAACAAGUAGCCAGUGUUGUUGGGGACAGUGCACUACUAGCGACUUCUAUUAGCAUCUUAAAGCAACCAGUAAAUUACCUAGACAACCGGCAGCAACAGCAGCCCGACGAAUGGGCAACGGUAGUACGAUCAUACGGCGAAGCGAAUCUUAAGCACGAUGCUAAUGCAAUUGUAAUGGAUGGUUCUUUUCAACAGCAACACCACGCGAUUAUUAGCACACACCGAGCAAACGUCGACCGGAAAUCGGCAGCGUGGCCACCAGGGUCCUCCCUCCAUGCUGGAGAAUCGAACGCGACCAGCGCACAGUAUGUGGAGCAUUCCGAACCGCGCGCUUUAACGGAAGGUAACGGUGUGCUCGCAUCGGACGGAUCGCUACUGAACGCAGCGCCACACACAGACAGUGGGAAGCAAGUGAUUGAUCAUAGUACGAGCAGCGGCAGCGGCAGCAAUAGCGUCAUGCGCGAUCCUCAAGAAUCUCAUCACCGGGCAGCUCCGCCGGCAGCACCGCUCGGGGAGGUCGAAUCGGGCGAGGACGACAGCGACUGCGUGGUCGUACCGUCCACCGAGCGAAAGGUGGAACCGUUAAAAAUUAACCUAGCCCGCGACCGGGAACCGAUCCGGACAGUCAUCAAGCUAACGUCCGGUGCCGCCGGCUCCGGUGGGCCGGAUCACUUUCAGCAGCUGUCACCCACGAUCCGGGACGUGCCCGGUUCGCCCAAGAUCACCAUUAAGCCUCCGAAGCCACCACCGUCCAUGGUGGCAGACAACCCGUCGAUCAGCGGGCUAGCAGCGGCAGCGUCAUCGUCGGCCGGAUCGUCCGCCACGCUGACCGGUACCGAGCAUCACGGAAACAAUUGUGUCAGCUACAGUGCGGUUUUACCUGCGUAUAGCAGCAUUCCAAAGCUUACCAUUAAACCGAUCAUCAAUCCGGCCGACGAGCCGACCGCUACGGAAGGAUCAUCGUCGGCGACGGGUACGGCGGCAGCAGCCUCAGUAGAGCAAAUGCAUAUUAUUCCUAAGUUACUCAUCAAGGGUUCCGCUUCCUCGCUGGAGGCAAGCCACGGCCGGGACGGAGCGGUGGAACCACACAUUGUGCCUAAGCUAACGAUACGUGGCGUUAAUAACCACAAUCAUCAUCAUCAUCAUCACCAACAGCAGAGUCCGCAGGACACAGCGACCUACCCAGGCGAUGGGCUAGCCUCGGUCGGGGAGAGCCGGGGGGAGAGCAGUGGAACCGGCUCGCCAACGCCGCUAGUUCCGAAGCUAACGAUUAAGAUGGACAACCACCACCCGCAUCAUCAUCACCACCACCACCAUCACAACAGUUUGCGCGUGAAAGAGGCGGCGGACGGUGUUGAGGCAGGCGUCCCCGGUGGCCCGAUUCCAAAGCUGCACAUAAAGACGAACCAACAGGACGGAACAACGACUGCGGUCAAUAGCUCGCUAUCGGCCGGGGCGAACUGUAGCACCUCUGCUACACUCGGGUCUUCCCCGGUGCUGACCAGCUUGGAAGGCGUCAAAGUUACCAUCAAACCACUCCCGGAGCCACCGAAGCUGCCAAAGCUAACGAUCAAGACCACCGGCCUCGGCACGGUGGCGGAAACGAGCGACGUUUCGAUGGUGUCCUCGACGAGCAAUAGCUUCUCGCCCAAGCUGCUCCCUUCCGUGGUCGGCUGUUCCGGCGAGCAGCUGCAGCACCAUUCGAUUGGGGCGGGAGGUGCGCCAGGCGUUUCUCUAUUGCUACAGCAACACCAAUCCCAGCAACCGGCUUCCCCGAGCGAUCAGCACUCCAACAUCAGCUCUAGCUCGAUCCCAAAGCUAACGAUCAAGCCGAUGCCGCCGAAGGAGACCACCCAAAACUGUUCGGCCGAAGGCAGUAGUGCCGGAACGGCGGAAUUGCCACCCACUGUACCGAAGCUGACGAUUAAACCGAUCCUGCCACCGGCGAAGCAAUCCGGCGAGGACAGCAGCAGUUCCAGUGAGACCAGUAUUAACUCUCUCGAAUCAUCGCCCAUUUCAUCGUGCUCGUCGGCACCGACGUCGGCCGCGGUAACGACCUCCCCGUCGACGGCACUGAGAAUGACAAUCAAGGUACCUUCUUCAGCUCCACACCAGCAGCAGCAGCAGCAGCACGAAACUAACCCUGUGGGACACUCGGCGAGCACAGCACUGGCCGAAUCGCCCACUUCAUCCGCAGCGGCUGGUGGUGCCGCGGUUGUCACAAGGCUUAACAUCAAACCGAUUCUGCCUCCUCCUCCCCAACCAAACGCAGAACUGAUGACUGGCACGGUGCACACCACGGACCGCUCACUGCUGACGUCAGACGAUGGCGAUUCCACUCCGCCUUCGUGUGACGAUUCGCAUAAACCGAUCGUUAUACCGAAGGUGACGAUCAAAACGCUAGCCAAUCCGCGUGGCCAAGAGACGGAAAUUUUAUCCACGCCCAAGGUGACCCUGAAACCGAUCCCGAAACCGCAGGACGAUGCAGCGGGCAGUCCGGUCGAGCGCCAUCCGCCGCUGGCCAACAACACCGGCCACUCGCCGACAAACAGUGCCGCUGCCGGUAUGCCCGAUGGGACGGAUUCGCCGAGAAUUAUUUUGAAAAUUAACAAAGGCUCCUCGACGACGUCGACGACAAGCGCGGAACAGCUGGAGGGUGCCGCAGUGGACGCUGCACAGCCAACGGGUGUAGCUCCAGCGGGCGGCAGCAUUUCCAUACUAGCGAACGAGCUGAAACGACCGGCCGCGAGUGCGAUGGGAGGCACCGCAACGCUCUCCUCGUCUGGCUCAUCCUCGUCGGUAUCGUGCGCGUCGUCGUCCUCCGUUUCGGCUUCGGCCACAUCAUCGUCCGCCGGGUCGGAUCCUGCCUCGCCGUCUUCCGGUGGUGGCGGUGAUCAGGGUGAACCCGGGUCGCCCGAGGUGAAGAAGAGCAAGCUCGAUCACACGCAGCUGAAGCUGUCCCAGCAGAUGCAGGACGUACUGGAGCAGCAGAAGGGCCUGCUGCGGCAGUCGAUGCUCCAAUCGCAGCACCAAUAUCAGCUACAAACAGCCCCAAACGCGGAACUGACCCGGCGGCAACCAGCGGCGCCAACCGGCGCCACAAUGUCAAAAAGUGCCGUGGCCGAUGUGAUUGUGAUAGACGACGACAGUAAGUCGGAGAACGAAGCGCCGAGGCAGGAGGGUGGCGCUAGGGGAAAGUUUGCCACUGCACGAGCCCCCCACCCGUCCGCCGGCGAUCCGUUGGCCCUGAACGAUAGGGAGCUGGCCGAGCGAAUGUACCCGACAUCGUUGCUUGCCGACGGUGGCGCUGUUGCCGCGCCGUCCCCCAGAUCGAGACGCACGCGAGGGACACCACGCGGUGCUGCACGGCAAUCGCGAAGGGGUCGCGGUGCUGCUGGAUCAGCCGCCGCCGCCGCUGCUGCCGCUGCCGCAGCAGCUGCUGCAGCGAGACAGCAGGAGCUGGAUGCUAGUGCUGCCGUAUCGCAGCUGCUGGGGCUGCUGGCACAAGACGAUCCCGAGGAAGGCUCCAGCUCCGACUGCAUGAUCGUAGAUGAGCCGGCGCGCGCGCUGAACGCGAACGCACCGACAUCCUCCUCCGCGACCGGGCUGCGUGAAAGCUUAACGCUUGAAAGUCUGCUGCGCGGCGGUUCGAAACCAUCGGCUGCAUCGCUGAGCGGAGGGGGCAGCAGCUUCUACAGCAGCGUCCCGAUGGCUGCCGGUGGCGGUGGCGGCGGCGAGGUCGAGAAGAAUGGCACCGCCAGCAAUAGUUCGAUCGGCAGCGUGACCAGCUCGGUUAGCAGCUCCGUCGCGGUACCGGCUUUGGCGACGCCGGCGGCAGUGGCGAGCGGCCGGACACCGGCUGCCGGAGUGCGCAUGAGUACGCGCCGUGGCGCUGGGCAGCUGCUGAAGGAUGCACUCAGCAACAAGCACCAGGACCGGGAUUCGGGCGUGGACGAGGCGCGCACGGACGGUGAGUGUGGUGGUGGUGCUACGCCUUCCAAGAGGCCGCGCGGGCGCCCCAAGAAGCAAUCCGUCGAUCUCGCGACGGAAACGAACGGCGGCGGGAACAGCAACUCAGUGGACGGUAGCACCAACGACAACAACGUGCUGCUGGCGAUGGCAAUGAUGGGAGGCGCCGAUGGCGGUCCCGCACUGCUGCGACCGGAGGAUCGGGCGCUGCUUGGCGCGCAGCAGUUGAUGGAAGGUAUAAUGCCUCUGCCCAGGACGCCAGCACGGACGCCAAGGACAAGAGGACGUGGGCGAGGCAGAGGUCGAGGAAAGCUGAGUUUGGCGGACGGUGCAGCCAGUGUGUUUGGCGGGACGCCCAUAGCUGGAGCAUCACCUGUCGAUGGAAAUGUAGAUCCAUUAUUUAUCGGCACGCCAAACAGCCACGAUCCGUCCGCGGAUGCAAUGCAAGGCUUUCAGCUGUUGUUCGGUCACCUUCAAACGCCCCGCGGAGCUGGUGGUAGUGCACGCUCGCGGGGCGGCAGACGAGGCGCCGGUUCGCGAGGACCCCGCACACCCAGGGGCGGUCGUGGGGCGGCAAAGGCGGCAAUGGCAGCAAUGCUGGCCGCUGCUAGUGCCACACCACCGGCCGAUCUCGUUGGUUCGUUUGCGGAUCUAACGGCAGCAGAGGAGGCGGCAAAGAGCCAGCUGCUCGAUGCGCUGCAGCAGCAACAGGAGCAGCUACUGCAACAGCAGAUGCCACUUUCGCCGGUAGGCGCUGUGGUGGACGUGACGCCAAAACCGAGAGGCCGUGGACGAGGGACGCGCGGAACCAGUGGAAUGGCGAGCAGACGGAAAGGGGUACGAGGAAGUGCUAAAGCUGGCCGGGGACGGAAGUCUCUGGAACUGGAGUCGCCGAUGCUGCUUGGUAUUAGUGGUGGUGGAGGCGGUAAUGCUGCCAGCGAGUUAAAUUCGGGACCAACCGUACCCGGUGACAGCAAGAACAACGCCAUCUUCAUGACACCGAUGGCGGGAGGUUUGGAUCCCAACCGACCGAAGCUGCAUAUGCGUGCACUGAAAACACCGAAAAAUGAGAUCAAAACCAACACACCACCAUCGAGCGCGGAAAACACGCCGUCUGCUGGCGUAACGCCUUCGCGUACGACGCCAACCGCGGAUGAUACCAGCGGCACGACCGGUGGGCUGCAGGUGUUUGAAGAGGAUACCCGCAUGAGCGGAGACUUUAACUUCACCACCCCCGUGCGUCUGCUCAGCACCGGUGACGGGUGUUUGCAGCAGAACGAAGAAUCCCAAAGCUCGUACCUGAGUAGCACCAGCGUUACGCAGGAUGCUACCAACCAAACGUUACCGAGUGCGGCAACGGGUGCCCCGGCGGACGGAAAAUCGGGGGCAGAACUGGGCACGGCGGCACACGUAUCGGAGGCACCAAAAGAAGCCAUCUCGGGUGCGACGUCCGCCGGCAACAGCAACAGCAGUAGCAGUCGGCGGCCAAACAAAGGCAAAAUGGAAGUGCUCGAUGCUCAUCGUGCUCAGUUUACGGUGGACCUGCUGGCCGAGUACGAGUGGCCACCGCCCAGCCCGGGCACGCGGGGUGCCGACACGUUCAUGAUACAGGAACAGAUCGCGGAGUAUUUGGGCGUGAAGAGCUUCAAGCGCAAGUAUCCGGACCUGAUGCGGCGCCCGGUGGACAUGGAGGAGCGCAACUUCAUCCUCGAGCAGGGGCUGGCCUCGGAGAAGAUGUGCGAUCUGGGGCUGACGGCCGUGUACGCCUCGGAAAUACUGGACAUCAUGUGCGCCGACUAUCCGGACAAGUACGAAGAGUACACGCGGUACACGCGCGAAAAGCAUUUCCGCGAGCUGAGCAACCGGCAGCGACAGCAGCAGGAAGCGAUCAGUGCGGUGGUCGCCGCUGCACCAGUGGAUCGCGCACAGCUGGCGAAGGAAAAGGCGAUCGAAUCGGCUGCUAAUUGGAACUGUAGCUUUAACAAAGAACGGCGCGAAUCGAGGCGAGCGUGCAUGGAUCUGCAAACGUACGUGGUGCAGGUACCGAAGCGACAGGAGCUCACCCGCCCAGAGGGACACCAGCAAACGACGCCGAAGGCACAGCCCACCAACUAUCCGGUGGCGCUUGUACCCGGGCAGUUCAGCGAGUAUUACACUACUUACACACCGGAAGAGUUGGCAUGCUAUCCAAUCAACACAGUGCUGCUGGAUCCGUUUGAGUUGCAGGAGAUUGUUUCAUCCGAGCGCUAUCGCAAGCUGGUGGCGGCUGAAGAGGCACGUCUCCUUGAAGACGAUAGCAGCAGUAGCAGCAGCGAUAGUGAUAGUGACGACAGCAGCAGCAGCACCGACAGUGACACGAGCAGUGGAAGCAGCGGCAGCAGCAGCAGCAGCGACGAUGAAGCGGAAGGGGGGCGAAGAAGACGCGCGCCAUCGAGCAGUGGAUCGUCCUCGAGCGAUAAUGAAGGUGACGGUAAUGUAAGCGUAAAGAAAGAAUUACGUCGUCAGAAGCGCAAAGGACGCCCCAGUGCUGCGGAUGGUGGUAAGGGCAAUUUGGCGGAAGCUACUCCUACCGUUCCUUCGGCGACCGUUGCUGCUACCCCUGUAAGACGUUCGAGUCGAACAAUGAGUGCCGGUGUGCCAGUAGUAGCACCUUCCACUGUCGUGUGUAAAGAACCUACCGAUUCUGAUGAUUCCGAUGUUCCGCUGAUUGCCGUUAAGAAGAAAAAUAAUCUAGCCACAGGCGGUGCGGUACCUUCGGCGGGUGGUGGUAAACGAAUGCAGGAAACGGUUGUAACACCGGUGAAACGCCCCCCGUUGAAUCCGUUCCUGUGCGCCGUUUGCAUGGGACCGGAGAAUAAGAACAAGUACAGUAAACCGGAACUGUUUGUACGCUGCACUCGUUGCCGUCGGAAAGCCCAUCCGUCCUGUAUCGGUAUGUCUUCGGUGAUGUAUAAACGUGUGCAGCAGUACAAGUGGCAGUGCUCGGAGUGCAAGCUGUGCAUGAAAUGCAACCGGCAACCGGCAGCAAUCGACAGCAAAAUGGUUUACUGUGAUCAGUGUGACAGAGGAUACCAUUUGGCUUGCAAGGGGCUUCGCAAUUUACCCGAAGGACGAUGGCAUUGCAACAUAUGCACCAUUUGCGGUUUAUGCGGCGCCCAAACGCCCGAAGGUCACCCGAACCCGCACCUUUCCGCCCAGCAACGGCAACAGCUGGCAAUGGUCGCCGAAUGGACGCACGAGUACGGCUUAAACUCGCUUACGAACAUACGGGAGCACCUGCGAACACUCUGCGUUCCUUGCGUGCGGCAGCGAAAACAAUCUCAGCAGCAGCAUCCAGUUCCGCCCAAAGGAAACAGUGAAAAUGUGACAAUGCUUAACCACAACAAUAAUAAUAACGCCGAACCGAGGAAGCUAUUGGAAGGAACAACUCAGGGGGUGAGUGGAAUAAGGCCAUCGCCGGUUGUUAGUGGUCCCGGCGGAGUGGUUUCCAUGAAACCACAAUAAUCACAAUUGUUGAAUCGGUAUCAUCAUGAAAAGUAAAGGGAGAACACUAAGCCAGCUGGGUGGGUACGGUUAGGGAUGGUAAAAAUGUUAAGAAGACGCUGCUAUUGAUAUGGCACGAUGUUAUCGGUUGGUGGCAAAGUUAGGUAAAUGAAAGAAAAAAAAACAAACCAGAAGCGCAAUGGACGGACAAGGACAGGCUCGCAUAAUGAUGUUACAUUUUAUUUUUUAUUCAUGUUAGUCAAUAAUCGUACUAAUUUGAA